Molecule: messenger RNA, 747 nt
Organism: Fusarium fujikuroi IMI 58289
Lineage: Eukaryota; Fungi; Ascomycota; Sordariomycetes; Hypocreales; Nectriaceae
Exons: 1
Coding region: 1-747 (248 amino acids)
Source: RefSeq, a predicted model, not a curated record
AUGGCAAAGCAUCACCAUCUUCACGAGCAUCAGCACGGCACUGAUCAACCGCACACUCCAACAAGAAGAGGCCGCCCGCGACAUUCUGACGAUAAUACACUCGAAACGGAUGAUGAGCCUCGCACGGUAGAAACUGUAGUCGAGGAUGUUGACGAGUUGCCGCGAAGCGGUUUAGUUGUCUUCGACGACUGUGUCAGUUACGUUCACAUCAACAGUCUCCCUGAAAGAGCGCUGAGCCGAUGGCGCCAAGAAGAACGGCAGUACCAGCAACGUGCGCAAGAACAAGACAUCCAACCUCCACGGAGCGAAAUACCUCCAGCGAUCUACGACGGCUCAGCCCCCGUCCUCUCCAGCCGCAGACUAACCCAAGUCUCCCGCGCAUGCAUCAUCGCAUCAGGCGGCUUCUACGUUGUCAACUGCGACACAACAGGACCCCAGGUUAACAUCUGCUGGCGCGUUCCCGGCCCGCGAAACAUAUGGCUUGCGAGACUGGCAGCCAGCCCAGAUGGGAGCAAUACGAAUCGUCCGCCUUCGAUUGUUCCGGGGAUGACGCUGUCGUGCUUUCGGAGGGGACCGUCGGGGGGUGAAUGUGCGUGGUCGAUCAUCAUGGCGAAGUCUUGUGGUGAUGUGGAGGAGAGGAUUGGGCGUGGGGAAGGGGAGUUGAUCUUUGAUGAACCGAUCAGUGAGGAGAGUUUGGUUGCGUUUGGGAGGGCUGUUGGGAUUGAGGUUUUGUGUGUUCGAGAGUGA